Messenger RNA from Sporisorium graminicola, 465 nucleotides. RefSeq lists its product as uncharacterized. Gene Ontology annotation, cellular component: endoplasmic reticulum. The record is from RefSeq and is a predicted model, not a curated record. Gene Ontology annotation, biological process: protein folding. Bases 1 to 465 code for a protein of 154 amino acids. Gene Ontology annotation, molecular function: protein disulfide isomerase activity. NCBI's taxonomy places the organism in Eukaryota, Fungi, Basidiomycota, Ustilaginomycetes, Ustilaginales, Ustilaginaceae. The transcript has a single exon.
AUGCCUUCUACAAUGCGAUGGAUCUGCGCGAUCAUGGCACUGCUCGUGGCCGCAACCUGCAUCUUGGCUGGACCCCUCCCCAGCUUCGAUCCAGCCAUUCAGUCCUUGACCGCGAGCAACUUCACCAGCUCCACCGACAAUGGCAUGUGGUUUGUCGAAUUCUUUUCUCCCUUUUGCGGACACUGCAAAAAGUUUGCACCAACCUUCCACGACAUCGCUGAAUCCAACCGCCAUCUCGAAGACUCAUCCAACUUCCACAUUGCUCGCGUCAACUGCAUCGCACAGGGCGAUCUUUGCGAAAGGCAAAACAUCGAGGGAUAUCCUUCCCUCGAGCUCUACCGAGACGGCACCUGGGUCGAUAGCUAUACGGGCGGGCGCGACUACGAGGAGCUCGAUGCCUACAUCCAGGCGAGAGCAGCGGAUCACCGCAAGCUCAUGGCAGUGUUCGGUUCCAACAGACAUUGA